AUGAAAUUUAAGACCAAAAACAGCACAAUAAACUUGAAAUAUGAUCCGAACAGGCAUGACAAGAGCUGGGAGGUUGUGCAUGAGUACGCCGAGCGAUUUCGUGUCUGGUCAAUCAAAACAGAACACAGCAUCACCCCCACCCUGCUACCAUGGCUGGACGAGAUGAUGGAAAAGGUUACCUACAACCGGGUCCAAUCAGAAGAGUGCUCCAUCCUGUACAUCUGCUUGCCAGUGCUGGGGGUCGUUCCGGCGAUGAAGUUGCAGUUCAUACUACAAACCAUUACAUCGUUUUUGGCAGCCCGGGCGUCCAACUCAAUCGCGCUUGUUGUGCAUGCAAACCGCGCUGGCGAGGCCAAGAAGAAGGACACAAAAAUGGAACCAGAUGGCACCAAAGAUGAGAUCAUGGAGGACGCUGCUGAGGAUGAUGAUGAAGGCCGUCCAGCGGAUGAGAUUGAAAGUGACACGGAAAAUGAUGGUGGCGAUGUGCUACCUGAAUUUCAACACAAAUUCGAACAAAGUUUGCGUCAGCCUUCACGGAACCUUGUCGUUCGCGACCUGGUCCUGUGCUUCCAGCCAGAAAGCGUUUACGGCAGAAGGUCAGCAUUUCUCAAGGCUUUGAUGGUAACAGCAAAGGGCCCGCUUGGCAGCAACAUCUUUUGGAAGUCUCCUGCCUGGAAAAGAGGAUUGGUCACUGAUGUCCGGAUGUGCGCUAGGAGCGAGAUGUGGCGCCCUUCUACCCGUUUGAGCAUGGAUGCCGCUCUCACUGACGUUCAGGAGCAAAAGCAAGUGAAUGACCGGCAAAUUUUGUGUGCCACCAUCCUGCCUGGAGACAAUGACGGAUCGAAGGCCCACGUGAUGAAUGACCGCAUCGUGUCCAGCUGCUACCAUGGGGCUCGCAACGGUGAGAUUCAGGUUGAGGGGUUCCCCGACUUUGAUCCGUUGCUUCAGGAAAUGAAGGCUCAAACUCAAGAGGUAACACAGGCCUCAGGGGACUACAAAGUCACUGCGUGCUUGCCAAGUGGGGCGCUCGUUGUGAAGCCUGGCUUCUUCGAGCAGUUCAAGGGUCAAGCUGGCUUUCAAGAGCUGGUUGACAAUCAUGACUCAAGGUACAACAAGGACAAGAUCUCCUUGGUCGAGCAAACGUCCUCUGUUGCAGACAAGAAAUUGACAGAGAUGGUCCGCAAGUCUGAGGAUGGACCAAUUCCACCCGAGCGGAUUGCAAC
Messenger RNA from Durusdinium trenchii, 1223 nucleotides. The record is from the annotation of a GenBank genome assembly. Lineage: Eukaryota; Dinophyceae; Suessiales; Symbiodiniaceae.